Molecule: messenger RNA, 1540 nt
Organism: Lobosporangium transversale
Lineage: Eukaryota; Fungi; Mortierellomycota; Mortierellomycetes; Mortierellales; Mortierellaceae
Exons: 1
Coding region: 134-1462 (442 amino acids)
Source: RefSeq, a predicted model, not a curated record
UUCACCCUUUCCACUAUUCCUAUCCCAUCCCCUCCCUAGUCCUCUUUCUAAUUGCUAUCCUUCCGUCUAUCUUCUUUAGUGAAGGAUCCUUUCGCUCUCAUACCCUCGUGCAAACUGAUAAUAAUUAUCCAUCAUGGUUGAACUGACCGCCCCUUCCAAGAGAACCGUCAUCCUUUCUCUCACUGCCGUUGUUGGCAUUGUCACUGUCUCUUCAUUGGCCUACAUCCUCUACCGCGACAGCAAGCGCUCCAACUUUUCACAUCGUUUUCAUACUACCCAACGAAACCUCAAUUCACAGCUUACCAAGGCUCAAGGUUCUCUUAAGGAUCUUAUCGAUAACGACCUUCGUCAUAUCCAAAUCCGUACUAAGACUUUGCGCACCCAUCGUCUCCAUCCUGGCGAUGACCACGUAAAGCUACCAUCCCUUGGUUUGAUCAAUGAGGAAGAGAAGGAAGAAUUGGGAGAUGAAAUUGAGGAAACCAAGGAGGAAUUGAUACAGGAGCGCGCAAAGGAAUUCGGUGAUCAUGCCAAUGUACGUCAAGGAUACAAGGAUUUGGACCUGAAAGUCAAAGCUCUCCACAAAAAAAUGGUGAGGCUACUUGAACAAGUGAAUAAAGUGGAUUUGAGUGAGCUAUCUGAGAUUGGGGAUGAAGCCGGUGGCAUCUCGCAGGAGAAUGAAUCUGAAAUCCUUGUUCUCGAGAAAUUGCGAAAGCGUAGGAGCUCUAUCCUCAGUCAGGUUCAGCAAACCCUAACCAAGCUUGAACGUAUCCAAGCAAGCUACAAGGAGAGGAUGUUACAGAUCAAGGAAUAUGAAAAGAUGGAUCGCAUUGGUCUAGCACCAGAGGAUGAUGUGGAACCCACAACAGAAAGCGAAAUGAUGAAGCAAGGUAUCACCUUCGCUGACGUGGCUGCGAUGAAUGUUCCGGAGCCAGAGGUCCUGGCGCCAACCGAGGAUUUGGAAAAGAUGAAGCAAGGAAUCACCUUUGCCGAUGCUGCUAAGCAAAGUAUUGAGGAACCAGAAGCCCUAGCUCCUACAGAGGACCUUGAAAAGAUGAAGAAGGGUGUCAGCUUUGCUGAUGUGGCCAAGCAGAAUAUCGAGGAACCGGAAGUCUUAGCGCCUACAGAGGACCUUGAAAAGAUGAAGAAGGGUGUCAGCUUUGCUGAUGUAGCCAAGCAAAAUAUCGAAGAGCCUGAAGUCUUAGCUCCCACAGAGGAUCUGGAGAAGAUGAAACAAGGAAUCAGUUUUGCCGACAUGGCUAAACAGAAUAUCGAAGAACCAGAGGUUUUGGCUCCCACAGAAGAUCUUCAAAAAAUGAAGGAAGGUGUCAGUUUUGCUGAUGUUGCGAAACAGAAUGUGGAUAAUGUCGAGGAGCCAGACGUGCUAGCUCCUACAGAGGAUCUCGAGAAAAUGAAACAUGGCAUCAGUUUUGCUGAUGUGACCAAGAACAGUGCUGAAGAGUAGUUUUUCUAAUUAUAAACUUUCAUUUGUUUUUCCUUAUUGUACAAUUUAAAUAAAAUAAUGUUGAGAAGUGUAAAGCCC